UACAGCACAGGCAUCUGUUCAAGAGUCAACAGCAGCUUCGACUUCACACACAGCAUCGCUCCAGCCUUUCAAAGAUGCGAGACCUACAUGGACAUAGUGAUUGUGUUAGAUGGAUCCAACUCCAUCUACCCCUGGUAUGAGGUUCAAGAUUUCCUGAUUAAUGUGCUACAGAAGUUUUACGUCGGUCCAGGACAGAUCCAGGUUGGGGUGGUCCAGUACGGUGAGAGAGUGGUGAACGAGUUUCGGCUGGAUGAUUUCCGUACGGUUGAGGAGGUUGUAGCGGCAGCUAAGAAUAUCGACCAGCGAGGUGGCGAGGAAACACGCACGGCUCUCGCGAUCAGUGAGGCUCG
Messenger RNA from Sinocyclocheilus anshuiensis, 350 nucleotides. RefSeq names its product integrin alpha-11-like. The record is from RefSeq and is a predicted model, not a curated record. Lineage: Eukaryota; Metazoa; Chordata; Actinopteri; Cypriniformes; Cyprinidae. The transcript has 3 exons. The annotation marks the transcript as partial.